AUGUCAAGCUAUAAACAUAAGUCUGGAGCUUUGAAAAGAAAGCUCCAGAAAGAAAAAUUAGAACAAUCUGCUAAAGGUCGCCAGGAUAUUAAGAAGUUUUUUAAGAGUAAUGAAAAAGAAGAGUUGCAAGAAUUUCAACCGGAUUUCAAUCCAGAACCUACAUCAGCCUCACAGACCCAACCUUCUUCAGCUUCAAUCCAAAAUGCUUCUACGUCUACUGUAUGUGAGGGAAGUAAUGACGAAUGUGCUAGUGCUGAUCCAAAUCUUAGUAAGGAUACUGUCGAUGACAAUAAAACUUUUAAUUUUGACGAUCCUAAUACGUGGCCUGCGGUGAUGAGUGAUAAAAUACGGCAGGAAAUAGUAUUGUGCUACGGUGGUUUUCAAGCUUUUCAGGCCAGAUCAAAAUCAUUUCCAGCUGACCCCUCAGGAAAACAUUUCCAUGAAACAUUGUUGUACAUGAAAACAGACAACAGAACAUGUAAAGCAAUUCCACGUGAAUGGUUAAUGUGGAGUGAAACAAAAAACAGCAUUCAUUGUUUACCCUGUAGCAUUUUCCAUUCAAACCAAAACAAAAGUAAACUUGCAAAAGAAGGUUUUUUCCCUGAAAAACAACAAUACAAACGAUUAUACAGGUUAUUUUCGAUGCAUGAAAGAAGCUCUGAGCACAGAAAACACUACCUAGAAUGGAAAAGUCUUCAGAUAUCAUUGAAAGGACAUGGUGUCGACAGCAAUCUGCAACAGAUUAUUAACUGUGAAGCAACAAGAUGGAAAGCUAUUCUUCAACGAAUUUUGGACACAACAAUAUUCUUGAGUAGUAGAGGUUUAGCUUUCCAAGGGGAAAAUACCCAGAUCGGUGAUGUUCACAAUGGAAACUUUUUAGGAGUAUUGGAAUUAAUAGGAAAAUAUGACGAAGUAACUCGUGAACAUUUAGCCAAAGUAAAAGAAAACCAGUUGAAUAAAAAAAGAACUGAUGAUGUAUACAAUUCAAAGAGGUUUGGAUAUCCCAAUUUUGAUUUUUGA
Messenger RNA from Diabrotica virgifera virgifera (western corn rootworm), 1020 nucleotides. Its product is annotated as zinc finger MYM-type protein 5-like. Bases 1 to 1020 code for a protein of 339 amino acids. The transcript has 2 exons. NCBI's taxonomy places the organism in Eukaryota, Metazoa, Arthropoda, Insecta, Coleoptera, Chrysomelidae. The record is from RefSeq and is a predicted model, not a curated record.